GUGCUGUCCCUGGGUGCUGAUGUCCUUCCCGAGUACAAGCUCCAGGCGCCGCGCAUCCACCGAUGGACCAUCCUGCACUACAGCCCCUUCAAGGCCGUGUGGGACUGGCUCAUCCUUCUGCUGGUCAUCUACACAGCUGUCUUCACCCCUUACUCAGCUGCCUUCCUGCUCAAUGAGGAGCAGGUGGAGGAGAAGCGCUGGGACUGCAGCUACUCCUGUGACCCACUCAACAUCAUCGACCUCAUCGUGGACAUCAUGUUCAUCGUGGACAUUGUCAUCAACUUCCGUACCACCUACGUCAACAUCAACGACGAGGUGGUGAGCCACCCUGGCAAGAUUGCCAUCCACUACUUCAAGGGGUGGUUCCUCAUCGACAUGGUUGCUGCCAUCCCCUUUGACCUGCUCAUCUUCCGCUCCGGCUCUGAUGAGACCACCACCCUCAUCGGCCUCCUGAAGACGGCGCGGUUGCUGCGCCUGGUGCGCGUGGCGCGCAAGCUGGACCGCUACUCCGAGUACGGAGCAGCUGUGCUCUUCCUGCUCAUGUGCACCUUCGCCCUCAUCGCCCACUGGUUGGCCUGCAUCUGGUAUGCCAUCGGCAACGUGGAGAGACCCUACAUGGAGCACAAGAUUGGCUGGUUGGACAACCUGGGCGACCAGAUCGGCAAGCGCUACAACGACAGCGACCUCUCCUCGGGCCCAUCCAUCAAGGAUAAAUACGUCACUGCCCUCUACUUCACCUUCAGCAGCCUCACCAGUGUGGGGUUUGGCAACGUCUCGCCCAACACCAACUCUGAGAAGAUCUUCUCCAUCUGUGUCAUGCUCAUUGGCUCUCUGAUGUACGCCAGCAUCUUUGGCAAUGUCUCUGCCAUCAUCCAGAGGCUGUACUCGGGCACAGCUCGCUACCACACGCAGAUGCUGCGGGUCAAGGAGUUCAUCCGUUUCCACCAGAUCCCCAACCCCCUGCGCCAGCGCCUGGAGGAGUAUUUCCAGCACGCCUGGUCCUACACCAACGGCAUCGACAUGAACGCG
This is a messenger RNA of Acanthisitta chloris (rifleman), 1029 nucleotides long. RefSeq names its product potassium voltage-gated channel subfamily H member 2. Gene Ontology annotation, molecular function: inward rectifier potassium channel activity. Gene Ontology annotation, cellular component: membrane. The annotation marks the transcript as partial. Gene Ontology annotation, biological process: regulation of ventricular cardiac muscle cell membrane repolarization; regulation of heart rate by cardiac conduction; potassium ion transmembrane transport. Lineage: Eukaryota; Metazoa; Chordata; Aves; Passeriformes; Acanthisittidae. The record is from RefSeq and is a predicted model, not a curated record. The transcript has 3 exons.